Periophthalmus magnuspinnatus is the source of this 459-nucleotide messenger RNA. Its product is annotated as rab11 family-interacting protein 4A-like. Lineage: Eukaryota; Metazoa; Chordata; Actinopteri; Gobiiformes; Gobiidae. Gene Ontology annotation, cellular component: midbody; endocytic vesicle; recycling endosome membrane. Gene Ontology annotation, biological process: endocytic recycling; regulation of cytokinesis. The record is from RefSeq and is a predicted model, not a curated record. The transcript has 4 exons. The coding region runs from base 94 to 459 and encodes 121 amino acids.
GGGUGACGCCUCUCGUGCGUAGCUGCAGCGUCCUCGCGCUCCGUGUUGUCAUGAGCAACGGAAGAAGAGGCACCUGAACGCGGCGUGUUUGGGAUGGACAGUGGCUCCAGACGCAGGUCCAAAAGUCUGUCCACACUCCUGACCACUCUGAAACGAGUCUUUGACAUCCUGGAGCCGGAUCCGAACGGCUUUGUCCACACUCAGCACGUGGUCAGGUUAGCAUCACGGUUUGGAUCACACGAGCAGGCAAAGAAGUUAGUUGAAUGUUUGGACCCCAGCUCCCGAGGAAAGAUCAGAUUUCUUCACUUCUGUUUUGGUGUUCUGGCCAUUAAAGGCUACCGCGGGUUACCCCAGAAGACACAUGACGCUGCAUCCAACAGCUGCCCACGUCUUUCCUCACCCAAGUUUUGUCAGGUAGGUAAAGUCGCAGCUGGAGGUUACAUGCAUCUGAGAGUAUAA